This is a messenger RNA of Colletotrichum higginsianum IMI 349063, 954 nucleotides long. RefSeq names its product Nad dependent epimerase dehydratase. The record is from RefSeq and is a predicted model, not a curated record. NCBI's taxonomy places the organism in Eukaryota, Fungi, Ascomycota, Sordariomycetes, Glomerellales, Glomerellaceae. The transcript is spliced from 4 exons. The coding region runs from base 1 to 954 and encodes 317 amino acids.
AUGGGCCAAGGACACUCGCACCCGCGGCCGGGCACCAAGUUCCGCGUCAUCGGUGCUGGCAUGUCCCGAACCGGCACAAAGACCUUUGCACAAGCCCUGGCGACGCUCAUCGGGCCCGUCCACGACGGCGGCGCCGAGGGGCUCGUCGGGUCCGCCGAGGUGAGGAAGCGGUGGCUCGAGGUCAUGCGGCUGGCGAUCAAGAAGGAUAAAACGCUUCCCGAGAAAAAGCGGCUGGAGUGGCUGCUGGCCGAGCUGAUGGAGGGAUAUUCCGCGUGUUUUUUUCCGCUUCACAUCAGCGGUAAAGCCGGAAUGGGACCAUUCAGAAGACUAAAGAUCUACACUAUUUUGCAAUUCAACAGUCAUCGCAACGACCCGAGACACCGAGUCCUGGUGGAAGAGCGCGCAGACGGUAUCGAGCCUCGUCGACUGGCCGUGGCUACCCUUCUUCGCCUGGCCGCUGCCCGUGCUGAAUUCGUUCGUCAACUUCUCGGUCUGCUACCUACCUCGGGUGUGGGAAUCGGGAUCUUGCUGACCAGUUUCGGACAAAAGAUGGGGCCCGCUCGUCGAGAAGACGUGCGUCUCUCGCCUGGGGGUCAAGGGCUUUCAGGGCCCCGAGGUGCUCGAGACGCACGAGGCGUUUCUGCGCCGGGUCGUGCCGCCGGAGCGGCUCUUGUUCUACCGGGUCCGCGACGGCUGGGGCCCGCUGUGCGAGAUGCUCAAGCUGCCGGUGCCUGCGCAGCCGUUCCCGCACAACAACAAGCCCGAGGAUGUCAAGAUGGCCGGCCGGCUCGUGAUCAGGGCCGGGUCGGUGGCGUAUGGCAUCCUCCUCGGCGGUGUGUUGACUUGCGCCUGGGGUGCGUGGAGGCUCGGUUUGACGGUGUUGAGCAAGAUUGGGGAUGGAGAACUGCAAGCUUGGUGGAGAAUGCUUUUGUAGAUGCAGUAAGCCAUGAAUGA